Messenger RNA from Dryobates pubescens (Downy woodpecker), 1904 nucleotides. RefSeq names its product glycerophosphodiester phosphodiesterase domain containing 2 (gene GDPD2). Gene Ontology annotation, biological process: lipid metabolic process. NCBI's taxonomy places the organism in Eukaryota, Metazoa, Chordata, Aves, Piciformes, Picidae. Gene Ontology annotation, cellular component: membrane. Gene Ontology annotation, molecular function: glycerophosphodiester phosphodiesterase activity. The record is from RefSeq and is a predicted model, not a curated record. The transcript is spliced from 17 exons. The coding region runs from base 126 to 1904 and encodes 592 amino acids.
CGGCAGAGGCGAGCGGGGCUCCGGCACAGCAGCCAGCCCGGCCCCGGCGCUCAGCUGGGCUCCGGCUGCGAGAGCCCCGCGGCCGCAGCGAGCAGCUGACCCUUGGCCCAGCACAGCUCGGUGCCAUGGCAGACCCCGCUGGCUGCUGCCGCCCCUGUGCCACCUGCCUGCUCUGCCUCUACAGCUGCCAGUGGAUCACUGCCAAGAAAGAGAAGAGGAAGGGCCUGAGAACCACCAAGUGCGACUGCAGCUGGUUCCUCUUCCUCUUUGUCGUCUUCCUCUUCACACUGGUGUGGCUCUACUUCACAGUCAUCAUUCUGAACGAUUUCCACAACUUCAAUGAGUUCAUCUUCAAGCAGAGGAGGCUGUGGCUGGACUGGUCCCUGGUGCUGCUCAUAGCUACAGCUGUGCUCAUCACCUACUCGGCCACGCUGCUGGUCCUUGCUUUGUGCUUACAGCUCUGUGGCCAGCCCUUGAAGCUACACUGGCUGCACAAGACCCUGCUGAUCUUAACUGCCUUGGUGGUGGCUGCAGCCUUCACAGGGCUGGGAAUAAAGUGGGCAGAGGAGUGGAGAAGUGCAGGUGUCUCCUUGCAGGCCACAGGUCCCUUCCUGCACAUUGGAGCUGUGGGGGGAAUGACUCUCCUUGCGUGGCCCUUGGCCAGCUUCAUCUACCGCACCCGCAGCACAGGCCUCAAGGUGCUCCUGCUGCUGGUGUACUGCGCGCUGAUGAUCGCACUCUACCUGGCUCCCCUGGGGAUCACCUCCCCUUGCAUCAUGGAGGAGAGCCAGCUGCCCCCCAAGCCAGCCCUGGUUGGCCACCGAGGAGCACCCAUGCUGGCCCCUGAGAACACCCUCAUGUCCCUGCAGAAGGCUGUGGACUGUGAUGUGCAGGUCUUUGAGACAGACGUCAUGGUGAGUGCUGAUGGGGUCCCAUUCCUCAUGCAUGAUGAGGAACUCAUCAGGACCACCAACGUGCAGGCUGUGUUCCCAGAGAGGGCUGCCCUGAACAGCACUGCCUUCAACUGGACAGACCUCCAGCAGCUGGAUGCUGGCAGCUGGUUCCUGGAGCGGAGGCCGUUCCCCACCGUGCAGAGUCUGUCUGCCGGCGAUCGCCGGGAGGUGGCCAGGCAGCGGAUCCCCUCCCUGCAGCAGGCCCUGGAGGCAGCCAAGCAGAGCAACAUUUCCAUCAUGUUUGACCUCCGGCCUGAGAACCACAGCGACUACCAGAGCUUCGUCAAUGCCACCCUGGCAGCCAUCCUGCAGUCAGGCAUCCCACUGCAGCAGGUCCUCUGGCUGCCUGAUGGGUUCAGGGAGCAGGUCAGACAGCAAGCCCCAGGGCUUCAGCAAGUCUACGGCCGGAAGAGACUCCAGAAUGAGGAGGAGCCACUGCUGCACGUCAACCUGCCCUACCAGGACAUGAGCUCUGAGGAGAUCAGGCAGUACCGCCGGGACAACAUCUCUGUCAACCUGUACGUGGUGAACCAGCCCUGGCUCUUCUCUGUGCUGUGGUGCUCCGGGGUGAGCUCUGUCACAACCAACGCCUGCCAGGUGCUGAGGGAGAUGGAACGCCCCAUCUGGCUGCUGCCCAGCAGCACGUACCUCAUGAUCUGGAUUGUCACAGACUGUGUUUCUCUCCUUGCCAUCCUCUGGGCCUUCCUCUUGCUGAAGAAAUGCUCCCAGAGAAGACAGCCAGCAGGUGAGUGUGCAUGGAUGGGAGCUCCUCUCCCUGGGAGCCAGGCUGUGCCUGCCGGAGUGCUGGCCUUCAUGCAGCACGGAGCGCAGACUCCAGCGGGGCACCGCUGCCUCUUCCCUCGCUCCCUCGCUCCUGCUGCCCCGCACCGAGAGCCGCUCCCCACCGGGCCCGGGGCGGGCGGGAGUCGGCGGCGCGUCCAUGCCAUCUAG